AUGAACAAUACAAUCUACGAAACACGAGAAGAAGAAAAUAGACUGAUAGACGGUUAUUCUUAUUCUGUGUUUGUUGUUGGGUUAGGUGGUGUAGUAAUAAAUAUUUAUUAUUAUCAACUACUAGUCGAAUCUCGUCAAGAUGUUCUUUUCACAGAUUAUAAAAUUCUACAUCCACAUCUUCCAAUGGCUCUUCGUAUGACAUCUCAUCUUUUACUUGGUGUGGUUCGUAUCUUUUCUAAAAAGGUUAAAUAUCUAUCUGAUGAUUGUAAUGAAGCUGUAGUUAGAAUUAAAACUAUUACAACAACGAAAUCAGCAUCGGCAGGUAUUACAUUGACACAAACAAAAGAAGAUGAAGAAGCACUUGUUAUUGCUCAACCAAAACCAAGUACAAUCACUCAACAAAUUGAUGAAUAUCUACGUGGUAUUACAAAAUUGGAUGAUUUGGUAGUUGAUAAAUUUUAUGAAUCUAAAAAAUUUCAAGAACUUUAUGAACAAGAAAUGGGUAAACAAGGAGGCCAAGAUACAGUGAUUGCUUUUCCAACUCCAGUAAAAGGAAAAAAACCUGCUCCUGUAGAUUCUACUCUUUUGGAUGAACCAACUGUCAAUGAAGAAGAGGAAGAAGAAGAAGAAGUAUUAACUCCUUCAUCUAUUAUGGAUGGUGAAAGAGAUAAAGAUGCAGAUGAACAAGUUGAAGGUGAAAUUGCUAGACUUAAUGCUACAUUAUCACCACAAGAAUCUGAAUUUUCUGUAUGGAUGAAAGAUUUUCAUCCAGAUGAAGUAGUAAUGAGAGGAGCAGAGAGACCAGCAUUAUCUGUUACACCAAGAAAAUCAAAACCACAUGUAAAGGAUGUAUCAAUGUCACUUGAUGAAGAUAGUAGUGAUGGAUCAAUAGGUGAUUUGAUGGAACAAGGAGAAGAGGACGAUGAAUCAUCUCUUAAUCAAAGUUCAUUUGAUUUCAAGGCCGAUGAAGUAGAGUUUGAUCCAAACUCUGUAUUUAAAAAUAUGGAUUAUUCCAUGAGUGAAGAACAAGAAUCACUUUCCAAAAGAGGUCAAGAAGAAGAAGACGAUCUUUUAUUGGCUGAAGAUAAUGAUAAACCAAUCAAAUUUUUGGAUGAAUCAAUUGGUGGUGAAAGAGAUCAACCAAUGGAUGAUGGUGGUUUUGGUGAUCCAACACUUGUUACUACUACAACUACUACUUUGGCUCAACUAAAUACACCAGCUAGAUUAAGAUUGGCAAGAUUAGAAACAAAGAUUCGUGUUCAUCGUAGACGUCCGCAAGACUUGGUAACUAGUCGUGAUCAACUCGCCAGUCAACCACAAACAUUCAAAGCUAGAAUUCAACAAUCCAAGGGACUCAAACACUCUCUCCUAGCACCCAUUCGUCAAACCAUGUCCAACAAGAUUCUAAGUCAUUUCCGUGACAUUAUCCAAACCAAAUAUCCAGUUGUACUGAUUGAUGAAGACGCCAAAUUGAUGGACUAUCUCAAAACCUCCAAAGUCCACAAGGCCCUCCAAAACUAUCGUCAAGAUGCAACCAACAAUUUUACCGACGAUCGUGUUUGCGAAGGAUUGGGUCUCCCCAAGAGUCGUGACAUGAACAUUACACUAGACUCUUUUGAUCUAAAAGAACAAGUGAUUCUCUCCAAGGUACAAGGACACAUUGAAGAGGAAUUGGGUAUUAGUCCAACCAAACGUCGUAAAUUUGAUGCAGUACCCAAAGACAAACAAGAUGAAAUUCUAGGUGACAUUAGUUCAGAAUGGGAUCAAAUCUUGAAUACCCUCAAACGUUCACCAACCAAAUCUUCUCAUUCCUCAGAAGAGAGUUUAGUCUUUCCAACUGACAUUUUUAAAAAUAAUGAUAAUGAUGAUAAUCAAAUUCCACAAGUUGAAGAUUAUCCUGGUGAUGGUGAUUUUGGUGGAGUUGGUGGAGGAUUUGAUGAGCCACCACCAUUUUCUCCUAUUGAACAAAUGCAAACGCCCCAAUCUAGCAAAACACCACUUGCACCUGGUAUUGGAUCUUGGACACCUCGUACUGCAUCGAUGCACAAGGUACUAGACAAUUACUACAAUGUAAAUCAUACAUCUACCAUUGAUUUUUUCAAAAUGGUUGAAGGUAAAAAACAAACAAGAAUGGCAGUCGCAGGUAGUUUUUAUGAAAUACUUGUCCUCACCACCAAAGGUUUGGUUCAAGUUGAACAAACUGAACCCUAUCAAGAUAUCUCUAUAAAGAAAACAAAUACAUUUGAUAAUACUCUACAUUUUAAUAGAGAAUUUGAUGAUGAUUUAGAUUCUCCCUAUCAAACCAAAAAAUAA
This is a messenger RNA of Cavenderia fasciculata, 2313 nucleotides long. RefSeq lists its product as uncharacterized. Lineage: Eukaryota; Evosea; Eumycetozoa; Acytosteliales; Cavenderiaceae. Gene Ontology annotation, cellular component: cohesin complex; synaptonemal complex. The record is from RefSeq and is a predicted model, not a curated record. Gene Ontology annotation, biological process: replication-born double-strand break repair via sister chromatid exchange; mitotic sister chromatid cohesion; synaptonemal complex assembly. The coding region runs from base 1 to 2313 and encodes 770 amino acids. Gene Ontology annotation, molecular function: protein binding; chromatin binding. The transcript is spliced from 8 exons.